AUGGGGGAGCGUAAAGAAAAACUAGAAAUAGAAAGGCAAUGGUCCGUCUUAAAUUCUUCUGAAGAGGAAUUUCUCAACAAUACAGAUCCGUGUAACAGCACUGAUCUGGAUGCAGUUAAAUUCAUCAAAAUUGCACAGAAUGUGAUCACAUUCUCCAUCUCAAAGAAAGCUGUGCUCUUCCUCAAAAGCGUGCUGGUAACACGUGUCAUGCCCUCUUUCUACAUCCUCCUCUUCCUCAUUAGUUUGCCAUUAAACGCAUUGGCCCUGGUGACGUUCACCUGUAAGAUUAAAGAAAAGAAACCGGCUGUGAUCUACAUGUCAAACCUGGCGUGUGUGGAUCUGCUCUUCACCCUGCUGCUUCCUCUAAAGAUCCACUAUCAUCUGAACGGAUCUGAUUGGGUGUUUGGUGAGGUAGCGUGUCGCGUGCUAAGCGCUGCUUUCUACUGCUACAUGUACUGCUCCAUACUGCUGAUGAUGUGUAUAAGUGUGGACAGACUGCUGGCUGUGGUUUUCCCCGUCGCCUCUCUGACCUGGAGGACAACGAGGAAUUCUGCUUACGUUUGUGUGCUGGUCUGGUUGCUGGCACUCUCUGGCACGGUCCCACUUCUAUCUAUAACGCAAACGUUCGACAUCGAGCAUGUGGGCAUGACCUGCCACGAUGCAUUGCGUCACGACGACCCAGCAGAUCAGACGUACAUGUACCUGUUCUCCAUUCUGUCCUGUCUUUACUUCUUCCUGCCGCUGGUCAUCACUUUGGUGUGUUACUUUACUAUUAUUUAUGCACUCAGUGUCAAAUCUGGUCGCUUAGCAACAUCAUCAUCAACCUCAGAGAAAAGAAGGAGAGCCGCGAUUAUGACUAUUGCCACAAUGAUAGAGUUUGUGAUUUGCUUUGCAGCAACUAAUGCAAUCUUGUUGUAUCACUGUGUUGUUUUGAUCACAGGAGGCAUCAGCGAGGAGGGAAACGCAUCAUAUGCGGCUUACAUGUUAGCUGUGUGUGCAGGGAGCUCAAGUGUUUUUCUGGAUCCUCUGCUGUAUUAUUAUGGGUCGUCUCAGUGCAGACAGCAGAUCAGAUCUGUGUUUUGGUGGAAGAAAACAAAAAGAGCUACAAAGUUAUUAAACACUCAUGAGCUGUGCAUAUAAAGAGAAUCGUAUUAAUGUAUGAAGUGCUGAUUAAACACAGUUUGUAUUAUAUUCAUAAUUGGAUGUUCAUUUGAGUAUGUUAAUGUAAUCCUCACUGUAAUGAAUGCUGUCUGGCUUCAUGCUAACAUAAGUAUCUAAAAGUUAAAGCAGUUAUAGCAAUUGUUAUUAUAUUGUGUGUGUGUAACCUGUAAAACAAAGUCUAUAAAAUAUAAAGCAUGUUCACU
Misgurnus anguillicaudatus (oriental weatherfish) is the source of this 1364-nucleotide messenger RNA. Its product is annotated as proteinase-activated receptor 1-like. Gene Ontology annotation, biological process: thrombin-activated receptor signaling pathway; positive regulation of blood coagulation; phospholipase C-activating G protein-coupled receptor signaling pathway. Gene Ontology annotation, molecular function: thrombin-activated receptor activity. NCBI's taxonomy places the organism in Eukaryota, Metazoa, Chordata, Actinopteri, Cypriniformes, Cobitidae. Gene Ontology annotation, cellular component: plasma membrane. The record is from RefSeq and is a predicted model, not a curated record.